CUUAAAUCCUCCAACACAUGCUCCUGAUGCCAUUAUAACAAACGCAUUGCUUCCACCACCUAAAAACUGUGAAACCUACGGUCCUACAACAUGACCACUACGCGACCGCUUGGACCGCCAGUCGAUCUGACCCCCGCCCAGUGGCCCUCGCCAACCGUUCUCCGCGGGCGAUACAUCCAGCUCGAGAAGCUCCAACCCAAACAUGCCAACGAUCUCUGGGACCUAAUCGGUGGAGCCGACCCAAGGCUCGCCUGGCUAUGGGACUACAUGCUAGACGGACCCUUCCCCGAGCGCUCAGCUUUCGAGCAAUCCAUCACCUCCCGAUCCGAAUCCACCGACCCGUUCUACUUCGCCGUGAUCGACGAGCGUGUCUCCAGCCCCAGCUGCGGCAAAGCCAUCGGGUUCCUCUCGCUCAUGCGAAUCACUCCGGCACAUUGGACCGUGGAGAUCGGGAGUGUCAUGUUCUCCCCGGUGUUGCAACGCACUGCGGCUGCCACUGAGACGAUCUAUCUGCUAGCGCGGUAUGCCUUUGAGGAGCUGCGCUAUCGUCGAGUCGAGUGGAAAUGCAACGCGCUGAAUGCCACCUCCCAGAAGGCGGCUCGGCGUUUGGGGUUCGUCUAUGAGGGUGCUUUCCGGCAGCAUAUGGUCAUCAAGGGUCGAAGUCGGGAUACCGCUUGGUUUGCGAUGGUGCGUGAUGACUGGGAGGAAGGGGCUAAGGAAGCAUUGGAACAGUGGCUGGAGGAGGGGAACUUUGAUGAAGAUGGUCGGCAGAAGAGGGCACUUCAGGAUGUUCGGGAGGCAGUGAAGAGAUCGAGAUCUGUACAGUAAUAGAACUUGGUGCCAAGGUUGGCUAGAGCGAUAUCUUUGAUAUGAAGACUUGUGUAGUGGUCAGUCUAGCUGCAUCUAAGAUAGAAUUAAUUCCCAAUAUAUUCAGUUGUAGGUAUAUAUUAGUAUAUAACGAUGAGCAUUCGAGGUGG
This is a messenger RNA of Aspergillus vadensis CBS 113365, 977 nucleotides long. Its product is annotated as GNAT family N-acetyltransferase. Gene Ontology annotation, molecular function: protein-N-terminal-alanine acetyltransferase activity; protein N-terminal-serine acetyltransferase activity. Bases 91 to 828 code for a protein of 245 amino acids. The record is from RefSeq and is a predicted model, not a curated record. Lineage: Eukaryota; Fungi; Ascomycota; Eurotiomycetes; Eurotiales; Aspergillaceae. The transcript has a single exon.